This is a messenger RNA of Euleptes europaea (tarantolino), 2101 nucleotides long. RefSeq names its product transcription factor 3 (gene TCF3). The record is from RefSeq and is a predicted model, not a curated record. Gene Ontology annotation, molecular function: RNA polymerase II cis-regulatory region sequence-specific DNA binding; DNA-binding transcription factor activity, RNA polymerase II-specific; protein dimerization activity. Gene Ontology annotation, biological process: regulation of transcription by RNA polymerase II. The coding region runs from base 4 to 2010 and encodes 668 amino acids. NCBI's taxonomy places the organism in Eukaryota, Metazoa, Chordata, Lepidosauria, Squamata, Sphaerodactylidae. The transcript is spliced from 19 exons. Gene Ontology annotation, cellular component: transcription regulator complex.
AGCAUGAACCAGCAGCAGAGAAUGGCUGCGGCAGGAACCGACAAAGAAUUGAGCGACCUCCUGGACUUCAGCAUGAUGUUCCCCUUGCCCGUGGCCAACGGCAAAAACAGACCCACGACGCUUGCGAGCACGCAGUUCGGAGGAUCAGGUUUGGAAGAGAGGCCGGCCUCGGGUUCCUGGGGAACAGGAGAUCAAAACAGCUCCACGUUUGACCAAGUCCGGCAGGGCUACGGCGAAGGCUCGCAUUACGGAGAGCACAGGGACCUCCCGUCUCAUAACAGCAUAUCUUCGUCACCAUUCCUGGGGUCUGGAAUCGUAGGGAAAGGUACCGAAAGAAGUUCCUACCCGUUUGGGAGAGACCCAGGCAUGCCAGCCCUCAAUCAGGCUGGCUUUCUUCCCAGUGAAAUAGGGAUUUCAAGUCCUAGCGCACUAUCUCCGACAGGGGUGAAGGGCAGCUCUCAGUACUACCCGUUUCCCAACAACCCACGUAGGAGAGGAGCAGACAGCAGUAUAGAUGGGCAACCUAAGAAGGUCCGAAAAGUGCCCCCGGGACUCCCCUCCUCGGUGUAUCCCCCCAACUCAGGCGACGACUACAGCAGGGAACCAGCGAGCUACGCUCCUUCCAAACCCCCCAGCACGGUUUACCCUGGAGCCUUCUACAUGCCAGACGGACUGCACAAUUCGACCGACCUGUGGAGUUCUUCGGGCACCAUGGGCCAGUCCAAUUACGGAUCCAUUUUGGGUGCCUCCUCUUCCCCCCUUCCUCAGUCUGGCAACUUCAGUGGUCUUCACCAGCACGAACGAAUGAACUAUCAGAUGCAUUCAGGAGAAGUGAAUGGAGGGCUCCCAUCUGUCUCCGGGUUUUCCUCAGCCUCUACCCAGUAUGGAGUGUCCAGCCACACCCCUCCAAUUGGCGGGACAGAAAGUGUGAUGGGUAACAGAGGAACCACCGCCGGUAGUUCAGGGGAUGCUCUCGGAAAAGCAUUGGCUUCGAUUUACUCCCCAGAUCACUCUAGCAAUAAUUUCUCUUCGAAUCCAUCCACACCGGUGGGUUCCCCUCAGGGAAUAACAGGUUCUUCGCAGUGGCCCCGAUCAGGCGGACAGGGUGCCUUAUCCCCAAGUUACGAAGGGACCCUUCAUACUUUGCAAAACAAAAUGGAAGACCACUUGGAUGAAGCAAUCCACGUCUUGAGGAGCCACGCCGUGGGCCAGAGCAACCACGGGGACAUACACGGCUUGCUAGCUUCCGCAUCCGGGCACAGCACCUCGGUGGGGGCGCUCAACCAAGCGUUCCCCCCUGCCUCGGUCUUGCCGAUCGCCAAUCGGCACUCAAACUUGGUCGGAGGAGGUCACCCUGAAGACAGCCUCUCCAGCAAUUCCAGUCUACUUCACAAUCAUGUUGCUCUCCCAGCCCAGGCCAACUCGCUCCCCGACCUCAACAGAGGACAGUCAGAUGCCUUCAGUGGCUUGACGGGGAGCUUGGGGCGGGCCAGCGUCUCAUCGGGAACGAGUGAGAUCAAGCGGGAAGAUAAGGAGGAUGACGAGAACACGUCUGUGGCGGACAACUCGGAGGAAGAGAAGAAGGACCUCAAGUCGUCCAGGAACAGAACAAGGUGCUCACUGAACAGUCAAGAUGAGGAUGAGGAAGACGACCUUCUUCCCCCAGAGCAAAAAGCCGAGCGAGAGAAAGAGAGGCGGGUUGCCAAUAAUGCCCGCGAGCGCCUGCGGGUCCGCGACAUCAACGAGGCCUUUAAAGAGCUUGGGCGUAUGUGCCAGCUUCACCUUAACAGCGAAAAACCUCAGACCAAACUGCUAAUUCUCCACCAGGCCGUGUCGGUUAUUCUGAACCUGGAACAACAAGUUAGAGAACGCAAUCUGAACCCCAAGGCGGCCUGCUUGAAACGUCGUGAAGAGGAGAAGGUGUCUGGUGUGGUGGGUGACCCCCAGAUGGCGCUGUCAGCAUCCCAUCCAGGUCUAGGAGAUGGGCACAACCCUGUGGGACAUAUGUAAAGAUGAUUUCUUUUCUUCUUCUGGGAGCAGACAUCUGUCGGAAGAAGGGAAGGCCGUGUCCCGCCCCCCGCCCCUGGUCCACACCAGAAAC